This is a messenger RNA of Schizosaccharomyces cryophilus OY26, 2211 nucleotides long. Its product is annotated as intermembrane space protein sorting protein. The transcript has 2 exons. Bases 102 to 614 code for a protein of 170 amino acids. Gene Ontology annotation, cellular component: mitochondrial intermembrane space. Gene Ontology annotation, biological process: phospholipid transport. The record is from RefSeq and is a predicted model, not a curated record. Gene Ontology annotation, molecular function: phosphatidic acid transfer activity. NCBI's taxonomy places the organism in Eukaryota, Fungi, Ascomycota, Schizosaccharomycetes, Schizosaccharomycetales, Schizosaccharomycetaceae.
UUCUACCAAAGAAGCGUGUCUGUCUGCAGUCUAGCAAUAAUUGCCUGUACUAAGUACCUUAAAACAAAGAGAAUAUAAUUCACUUUUGGCGAUUCUCUGGCAUGUCUGUUUGUAAAGAUGAAACCGAGUUUGAUGCCCCUUGGGAAAAAGUUUCGUCGGCGUGGUUGCGUAGGUACCCAAAUCCUUACAGCUCUCACGUUGUGUCUGCCGAUGUCUUAGAGCGUUAUGUUGAUGAAAACGGUCGAUUGCACACAGAACGACUACUGGUCAAGCAAGGGAAAGUGCCGCGAUGGGCUUCAGACCUUUUAAAUGUAAGCAAAUCCUACAUAUUAGAAAGAUCCAUAAUCGACGCAGAAAAGCGUGAACUACUGAGCGAAACUUUCAACAUUGAUCAUCUCAAACUCCUGAAAGUUAUGGAGUAUAACCGAUACCAGUCGUCUAUGGAAAAUAGUUCAAAGACUUCUAUAACUACUUUAGCUCAAUUUGCUUCUCCUUUACGGCUGGGCCUAGGACGCCGCAUUCAGAAGUAUUGUCUGAAGCGCUUUCCAGAACAGCUCAUGGGCUCCCGGCGCGGUAUAUUGUAUGUUUUACAAAAACAGAAAACUUUUUCCUAAAGCUUGCAUUAAUAUUUUUUUCCCUUAAUUUUUUUGAGAUAUUUUGUCUAUUACAAAACUUUCUCUUUUUGUGCCUGUUGCUUGCUCCUUAACCUAAUCCUUUCUAGUAUGAACUCCUUAAUUUAUGCCAUACAACCGAUUGAAAGCACGACUCGAGGUUAUACAGAAUACCAAUGUUCAACAAGUUUCACGCUAGACUCUCCUUUUGGUACCCGCAUUUUUCACAUUCAAUUCAGUUAAUAAAAAAUAAUUUAAUGAAUACAUUAUACGAUUUUCAUUUUUGUAUAUAGGUCUGCCAUACACCUUAGUAGAGUGUCCAUUCCUUCUCUUCGAGCAGCGCUUACGGGUAUUACAGUUAUCGAUUGUCCGUUUCUGGAUACCACGUCCUUUAGCUUUUCAAGUUGUUUUUCAGCAGAAAUAUCUGCUUUGUUUGCAAUAACUAUUGAAACUCUCUCCAAGAGCUUCGGAUUGUAUUCUUUUAAUUCUUUCCAAAGCUGUUGAAAGGCUUCGGUGCAUGGGAUCUUUGCUUUCGGAGAUAUGUCUAUUACCAAGCAAAGAAGUUUUGCUCUUUCUAUGUGACGCAGAAACUCGAAACCUAGCCCACGCCCAUCACUAGCACCUUCAAUGAGUCCCGGAAUGUCCGCCAAACUGAAGCUCACAGGAACAUGAUUGUCAGAAACCAAACGAACCGUUCCCAAAUGAGGUUGCAAGGUUGUAAACUCAUAUUCUCCGAUAUCGGAGGUUGCCCUUGUCAAUGAAUUCAGCAGGGUACUUUUUCCUGCAUUGGGAAGCCCUACUAAACCAAUAUCACACAAGGUUUUAAGCUCCAGCUCAAAAACCUUUGACUGACCCUUCAUUCCUUUAGUUGCAAACUUGGGAGAGCGAUUUUUCUCGCUCAAAAAGUGUACAUUUCCAAAACCGCCAAUGCCACCUCGACAUAGAAUUCUUGGUUUGCCGUCAUCGUCCAUCAUAUUAUAUUCUAUAGGGUAUGCAUUUGCUGGAGGAGACUUACAAUGAAAAAGCUCUUGCGCUUGUCUUUCGGCUUCCUCUUCAAAAGAUGGACCUUCCAAGGCUUGUAUAGGUAAUCUCUCAUUACCUGGUCGUUGGACCCAUUGAACUGAGUAAGUAGAAUUUUGUUCUUCUUCUUCGUUCAGAUUUUGUAUUUCUUUAACAGUCGUUCCUGGUGGAACAUAGAGAAUUAAAGAGGACCCUAUGCUACCAUGACGAUUCCCUCCUUUGCCGCUUGUUCCAGCAGACGCCUUGUAAUGGCCCAUUAGGUGUGAUAGAUUAUUGAAAGUUCCUGAUUUAGUAGCUAUGUACACUGAUCCUCCAUCACCUCCAUUCCCUCCGUCAGCUGGUCCAAAUGGCACAAACUUUUCUCGGCCAAAUGAUGAACAUCCAGCGCCACCUGUGCCAGCUUUUACUUUAAUUAUUAUUUUGUCUUUGAAUUUCUGAGAUAGAAUUAGUCAUCCGAGUUCAUUAUAUUCAAUUGUUCAGUCAAAGGUGUACAUACCUGCUGCAUAGCGAAUGCUCGAGCCCAUGAUCGCAAUCCAUGCAAAUAAAAGAGUCUUUGUCUUUGAAUGAAUAAACAAUUUCC